Messenger RNA from Nyctereutes procyonoides (raccoon dog), 1707 nucleotides. RefSeq names its product NAD(P)H quinone dehydrogenase 1 (gene NQO1). Gene Ontology annotation, cellular component: cytosol. The record is from RefSeq and is a predicted model, not a curated record. NCBI's taxonomy places the organism in Eukaryota, Metazoa, Chordata, Mammalia, Carnivora, Canidae. Gene Ontology annotation, molecular function: NAD(P)H dehydrogenase (quinone) activity. The transcript has 7 exons. The coding region runs from base 264 to 1085 and encodes 273 amino acids.
CGGGGCCCAUAAAGCGGCGGCGGCUGCGAGCGGCACCCCGAGCCCCGCCCUGCCCCGACGCCGCGGCCCCACCCCCGCGGCCCCGACAGCCAGCACCCAGCGGCCGCGCGCCACCGGAGCCCUGGCGGAUUUUAUUUUUAAGUAAUCUCUACAUCCGACGUGGGGCCCGAACUCCCAGCUCCAAGAUCAAGAGUUGCACGCUCCCCUGACUGAGCCAGCCAGACGCUCCUGUUUCGCCAGUCCGCUCCUAUUUCGCCAAUCCAAUGGCCAGGAAGGCGCUGAUCGUCCUGGCGCACGCGGAGAAGACCUCCUUCAACCACGCCAUGAAGGAGGCUGCGGUGGAGGCCCUGGAGGCCGCAGGGUGGGAGGUCACCGUGUCGGACCUGUACGCCAUGAACUUCAACCCCGUCAUCUCCAGGCGGGAUGUGACAGGGACGCCCAAGGACCCCGGGAACUUUCAGUACCCCGCGGAGGCCGCUCUAGCCUAUAAGGAGGGCCGCCUGAGCCCCGACAUCGUGGCCGAGCAGAAGAAGCUGGAAGCCGCAGACCUGGUGAUCUUCCAGUUCCCACUGCAGUGGUUUGGAGUCCCUGCCAUCCUGAAAGGCUGGUUCGAGCGAGUGCUCAUCGGAGAGUUUGCUUACACGUACGCGGCCAUGUAUGACAAGGGACCUUUCCGGAAUAAGAAGACGGUGCUCUCCAUCACCACGGGCGGUAGCGGCUCCAUGUACUCUCUGCAGGGUAUCCACGGAGACAUGAAUAUCAUUCUCUGGCCAAUUCAGAGUGGCACUCUGCAUUUCUGUGGCUUCCAAGUCCUGGAACCUCAACUGACCUAUAGCAUUGGGCACACUCCUAUGGAUGUCCGAAUUCAGAUCUUGGAAGGAUGGAAGAAACGCCUGGAGAAUAUCUGGAAUGAGACUCCACUGUAUUUUGCUCCAAGUAGCCUCUUUGACUUAAACUUUCAGGCAGGAUUCUUAAUGAAAAAGGAAGUGCAAGAUAAGCAGAAAAACGAGAAAUUUGGCCUUUCUGUGGGCCAUCAUUUGGGCAAGUCCAUCCCAACUGACAAUCAGAUCAAAGCCAGAAAAUGAAACUCACAAGGCUUUAUUUCCUUCUAAAAUGUAGCCAAAUCGAGGUUUCUUUUUUUGGACUUCUUUGACUUGCUUUAGUCUUUGAGAUUUGUGUGUUUUUCUUUUUCCACAAGGAAUGACUAGGAGACAGAAUAGACUGUAUUCCUAUAUUUUUGGGUAGUUGUAGUAAAUAUAACUGAUUCUUAUGAUUGCGAUCAUGGCAAAAUCUGAUUAGGCUCAAGAGGCCACUUAGGAUAUACAGCAGGGAAAGAUGGAGAAAAGAUACCAGACAAUAUUCUUUAAGGUCCUCUAUACAAUAAUUCUUCUUUUUAAGUAUGAAUUUUUAGGGCUGAAUCUGCGAGACAGCAUCCAGCCCUUUAAUGACAUACUUUUCUUUUAGUUACCUCUCUUUGGCUUAUGGCAGAAGGGAAUUGGUCAGAGAAAAAAAAUGGGUGCUGACCCAAGGGACUGGUUUAGUAGUUACUAAUCUGUGCUUGUUUACCAUAGAUACUGGCUUUAAUUACUGCGCCGUGACUAGUAUGCCUAAUGUGAGAGUUCCUCUUGCUUCAAUUUUUGUAGUUUGUAUACAGUACCUAGAGAUACUUUCAAGUGAAAAGAUAAUAAAGGUCUCUUCUUUGUCUCA